GUUACAGAAAAAUCUGCUCUAUUUGCAUGCUUGGAUCAUGUUCAAUUGAAGCAGGGCAAAACUGACUCUAAUACCAUUUUCCCCGGAUUAUUUCAGCCCAAGGGAGAUCUCCCUGAUGCUGAGGAAUACUACCACAGAGCAACACAAGUGGAGCCUGGAGAUGCAAUGUUAUCGGCGAAUAUGCUAGCUCUAUCUGGAAAUAGAUAAGGGAGAGGGAGAUGAAGAGAAUUGGACGACAAAUAGUAAUAAAUCAAUGUUUAUGUUGUGUUUGUUGCAUUGUUUCUUUGGUGGUUGAUGCCAGUUCAUCCAAGUUAGGUGUGUUGGUCUUAAAUUGUGGCAACUGUUCUCUUCUCACUUCUCAGCGAUUUUGAUUCAUGGAGUGACUAUAGAGAAAAUGUUGUUUCCGAGGAAUAUUAAUUAGUACUUGGAAUCUCUGGUGGUUUGGUGGAGUUUGUGAUACUG
This is a messenger RNA of Linum tenue, 462 nucleotides long. NCBI's taxonomy places the organism in Eukaryota, Viridiplantae, Streptophyta, Magnoliopsida, Malpighiales, Linaceae. The record is from the annotation of a GenBank genome assembly.